Anopheles aquasalis is the source of this 556-nucleotide messenger RNA. Its product is annotated as SOSS complex subunit C homolog. NCBI's taxonomy places the organism in Eukaryota, Metazoa, Arthropoda, Insecta, Diptera, Culicidae. Gene Ontology annotation, biological process: DNA repair. Gene Ontology annotation, cellular component: SOSS complex; nucleus. The record is from RefSeq and is a predicted model, not a curated record.
CUGACAGCUGCCACGGUUUUUACUGUCAAAAGGUCUGGUCCAGGUUCCAAUAGGCAACAAAACCGAAGCGUAGCACUUUGAACAAAACCCUCGCUUGCGCUACCGUACGUGCCCACAGCCAUUUCACUCCACUGUGCGAUACCGUCGGCCACACCACACCGCUGGCCUAUAGCAUCCUGAAGACGCGAACCGUGUGAUGGCUUUUCCACCAUCCGGUGCAAAUCAGGACUUGACGAAAAAAAUUCUGGAAGACAUUCAAAUAAAAAAGCAGCUGCUGCAGAAGGGUGGCAACUCGACCUCGGCCGGAUUUGCCAACCUGUACACACCGUCAUCGGUGUUCUCCGGUCCACAGUACGCAGCCAAUAACGCCGGAGCACCACUGGCCACCGACGGGUGCGUGAACGCCGUUGCAAAAGCUGUCUGGAAUCAGGCGAUCACCCAAUCGUUCGGGUCCUUCAUACCGCAAGACUCCGUGUUCGGUAACUGCAUCCUGCCCGUGCUGCCGCGAUACGAAAACCCACCGGCCAACUCUUUCAACAGUCCAUCGAAAACCUGA